Ilyonectria robusta is the source of this 1272-nucleotide messenger RNA. RefSeq lists its product as uncharacterized. The record is from RefSeq and is a predicted model, not a curated record. The transcript is spliced from 2 exons. The coding region runs from base 300 to 1139 and encodes 279 amino acids. NCBI's taxonomy places the organism in Eukaryota, Fungi, Ascomycota, Sordariomycetes, Hypocreales, Nectriaceae.
ACUGUCACAGUUGCAGCAGCCGGCCUGAAAAGCGGAUAAUCUGGAGACUCGGGCUGCUUUUUACGCAAUCCCCACUUCGUUUGAGACAAACGCUUGACCUGCAGCCCUCUGAUUGACGCAAGUUGCAACGCCGCCCUCGAUUGAUGGGCUGACGUCGACCUCGUUGAGUCCCAUCUUGGCAGAUAUCCGGCGAUCUGCUAAUCUCGCAAAUACUACCUCGACGGCGACACCACACAGCCAUCAUCGCCCAUCCUUCUCCCGGAAAUUCGGCUCCAGGUUUUGCAAAGUGAAAGGCAGCCAUGUUCGAACUGCCAGAGGCCAAGAGGGUUCGUCGCGCAGACCUCGACGCCUCAGAUGAUGCCGCUGGCAGUGAUGACGAGGGUUACGACGCAGAGCUUCAGGCAAAACUGAAUGCUCAGAUUGCAAGGUCGCUUGGGCUAGAUGAGAGCUACGCCCAGCCGCGGGAUUUCGCUGCGACGCCGUCUCAUCUCACAAGACACGGGUUAGAUGCCCAUGAGUCCGAGUCCGAGCCCGAGUCCGAGGCUGAAGCCGAAGACGACGAGGAUGCAGGCAACGAAGAAUUUGCAUUCCGCCUGUUCAACUCCACGCGGCCAUCUCAGAAGGUUGUCUUGGAGGAGGACCUCGGGCCACAGGGCGAUGGCGGAUUCGCUUUCCCUCGUCCGUUAUUUCACUACAUGGCCACAAACCUGACAGCGGACCAAAAACAGCAGUACGUCUUUGCGGCCGUGAGCGGAGACGAAGUCCUGGCAAGAUCCAAGGAUCGCGCUUGGGGCCUCGAGCUACCAUGGAAGGUUACAAAUAUCGCCGUGACACGGAAACGAAGACCCGGGGAGUCGACCUGCACAGCAGAGCAAGUGACGGAGAAAAAGAAGGGGAAGCCGGGCAAGAAGCAGCGGAUUUCACUUCGCAAGAGAGCUAAAGCCAGAGAGGAGACGGAAAGGGUCGAGGCGCAAAAGCUGUUGGAGAAGGAAGAACACAGCAAGGAUAAGAAGAAGAGAAUGAAUCGGCUAAAGAAGUUGAGGAAGAGGGCGAAGAACAAAGAGAUGAAGGCAGCGGCUAAUAAGGACGGUGAGGCAGGGGCUGAAGACUCCGGGGAUGAGUCGGCAGGUUCCGAUUAAAGACAUGGGAAACCCAAGGUACCUAGGUAGAUACGAUGGAACAAACCAGACAGAUUGAGCAACCUUGCAAUUGCAUUUCGUGUCACAAUUGUAUCGCCAUCACGGUAUUGUACGGGGUCUUGCUUGCCGUAGU